AUGGUUGAAUUCGUUGAUCGGAGCGCCUCGAUCUUCGUCGUCACCAUCGUCUUCCUGGGCCUCUCGUUUAUCGCCGUGUGUCUGCGAUGCUUUGUCCGGUUGAGGCUGGUCAAGGCCUUCGGAUGGGAUGAUGCCCUGAUGGUCUUUGCUAUGUGCUUGAAUAUACUAUUUGCAUUAUGCGGAAUAAUUGGAUCGGUAUAUGGCAUGGGGCGAAAGUUUGAGCACAUCCUCCCCGAUCUUGAUCAACUGAAAACUGCUUUGUUUUGGUGGUGGCUCGGGCAGAUCAGCUAUGUCCUCACCUGCGUGGUCGCCAAAAUAUCCAUCGCUCUGGCUCUCCUUCGUCUCACGGUGACGAAAAUGCAUACGGUUCUUCUGUGGAUCGUAGUCGGAAUGUCCCUCAUCGUUGGCCUUGUGUUCUUUUUCGUCUUGACGUUGGAGUGCAAACCGGUGUCAUAUUUCUGGACUCGAUUCACUACCGAGGGGACUUGCCUGAGUACGGAUACUAUCAUCAACAUCGCCUACCUUUACAGUGUCACCGCCACACUGUGCGACUUUAUCUUGGGUCUAUUGCCAAUCUCGCUUGUGUGGAACCUGCAAAUGAACCGAAAAUCCAAGGUUGCAUUGGCUGGUAUCCUGAGCAUGGGAUGCGUAGCAAGCGCGGCGGUCAUCGUCCGUAUCCCGUAUCUUCCUUCAUACAAAGAGAAGGAGUUUCUCUAUGCCACAACCGACAUCAGUAUAUGGUCGAACGUCGAAGCUUCACUCGGUAUCAUGGCUGGUAGUCUGGUCACUCUUCGCCCGCUUUUCCGCUGGUUCCGCGGCGCCAGCUAUUAUGGGGGAGGCAAGAGUGCGAGGAGAGCAUACGGGAGUAUGCCCCUAUCCAGCAUGAAUGGCCAGGGCAACGGAACACACCAAUCGAGAAGCGAUCGCGGCCCAGCGCCAUAUUGGAGACCUGACGUGUAUCCGCAGGAUUCACAUGCAAUGGUCACAACCGUUCAGACCUCCCGAGGGAGCACGAAUAGCAGCCAGGAGGAUCUGAACCCCAAGCAGGGUUCCUUGCAUGGCGUGAACGUGCAUAAAUCCUUCCUUGUGACAUCAGAUGAAGUAUAA
Molecule: messenger RNA, 1107 nt
Organism: Aspergillus clavatus NRRL 1
Lineage: Eukaryota; Fungi; Ascomycota; Eurotiomycetes; Eurotiales; Aspergillaceae
Product: putative integral membrane protein
Exons: 5
Coding region: 1-1107 (368 amino acids)
Source: RefSeq, a predicted model, not a curated record